Molecule: messenger RNA, 597 nt
Organism: Pollicipes pollicipes
Lineage: Eukaryota; Metazoa; Arthropoda; Thecostraca; Pollicipedomorpha; Pollicipedidae
Molecular function (GO): GTPase regulator activity; protein binding
Source: RefSeq, a predicted model, not a curated record
GCGGCGCGGUUCAGACGGCCAGGUGUACUGCUCCAGACAUGUGCCGGUGCACCCGGAGGAAUACAAGGGCGACUCGCAGGAUUUCAUCGAGCUGCUGGCGCGGCUGCAGAACAGCCGGCUGGACGACCAGCGCUGCGUGCUGCCCGCCUACUUCAACGCCUCGCCGUCGAAGGAAGAGCCGCCCAAGCCGCCGCCGGACAAGAAGUGUCCCUCGGAGAUGCUGCAGCGCGCGCUGCGACACGCGCCGCCGUACCCGCUGGUGCUGACCCAGCCGAGCGGCCAGUACUGGGUGGACGGCACUGAGCACGACACGGCCGUGGACGCGCACGGCCAGCCCCUGCUGCCGGAGCACAGCUGGAAGCCCAAGAUCGAGUGCGAUGAGACGGCCAAGUGUUACCGGCGUCACUUCCUUGGCAAGGACCACAUCAACUGGUACGGGAGGACGAGCUGCUGGGCCCCGUGGUGCUGUCCAUCAAGCCGGAGCAGAUGUCGUCCCAGGAGCACAUGCGCCUGAUCCUGCGGCUGCGCAGCGGCACCUGUCACGAGCUGGUGCCCACCUCCUGCCUGGGCCACGCGCCCACGCCGGCCAGCAUGGCC